This is a messenger RNA of Zonotrichia leucophrys gambelii, 2634 nucleotides long. RefSeq names its product RNA binding motif protein 47 (gene RBM47). Gene Ontology annotation, cellular component: nucleus. The transcript is spliced from 5 exons. Bases 570 to 2414 code for a protein of 614 amino acids. Lineage: Eukaryota; Metazoa; Chordata; Aves; Passeriformes; Passerellidae. The record is from RefSeq and is a predicted model, not a curated record. Gene Ontology annotation, molecular function: mRNA binding.
GGUGUUGGGAGUAAAAAUCUGGUUUGGUGAGUUUAAGGCAGGGAGUAGUCCGGAGACAACCUUGCUACUGUGAGUGUGGAGAGAAAGAGAGGAGGGGGGGGAGGAGGAUAAUAAAAACCACCCAGGCUGGAGAUUAGAGACCAAUUUUUCCCCUGUCCGAGUUUCAGUGCGUGUUGCUGAGCUCCGCAGCCUUAUCGAGCUUGCAGGCAGAAAGCCGGGUCUGGGGUGCCGGAGCUGCGCGGUGCCGGCAGAGAGCUCAGCUCAGCGCCCUGGAAUGUGCGGCUUAGGGCAGGGGCGAGCAGGGGCUUUGGCUUAGCUGGUACUAAUUGCAAGUUUUAGCCCUCAAAAACUCUGGUUAAAAAAAAAAAAAAAAAAAAAAGAAAGAAAAAAAAACCAAAAAAAAAAACCAAACGAGCAAAGAAGCAAAGAGCCAAGAGAGGGGGUUAAGAUUGGGAGAGCUGUUGCUCCAAGCAGCAGUGCAAGGAGUUGCUCAACUCUCACUCAGCAGCGCGGUAGGAAGGACAAUGCAUUAAGGUCGCUACCCCAAAACGCCGCGGCCGCCGCUGCGAAUGGUGCUGGGCGCUGAGGUGGGCUCCAGGUUUUAUCACGCUGUGAAUGAGUUUGACACCAUGACCGCUGAGGAUUCCACUGCAAGGAUGAGCAAUGAUUCCACUAAUGUGGCCACCACAAAAGUGCCCGAAGGCGUUGCCGGUGCGCCCAACGAGGCGGCUCUGCUGGCCCUCAUGGCCCGCACUGGGUACAGCAUGAUCCAGGAGAACGGGCAGCGCAAGUACGGAGGGCCUCCUCCCGGCUGGGAGGGCCUGCACCCGCCGCGCGGCUGCGAAGUCUUCGUGGGCAAAAUCCCCCGCGACGUCUACGAGGAUGAGCUGGUCCCCGUGUUCGAGUCUGUGGGCCGCAUCUACGAGAUGCGCCUGAUGAUGGACUUCGAUGGGAAGAACCGUGGCUACGCCUUCGUGAUGUACACCCAGAAGCACGAGGCGAAGCGCGCCGUCAGGGAGCUGAACAACUACGAAAUCCGCCCCGGCAGGCUGCUGGGCGUCUGCUGCAGCGUGGAUAACUGCCGGCUCUUCAUCGGAGGCAUUCCCAAGAUGAAGAAGAGAGAGGAGAUCCUGGAAGAGAUUGCCAAGGUGACAGAAGGCGUGCUGGAUGUCAUCGUGUAUGCCAGCGCCGCAGACAAGAUGAAGAACAGAGGCUUUGCCUUUGUGGAGUAUGAGAGCCAUCGAGCAGCAGCCAUGGCCAGGAGAAAACUCAUGCCAGGAAGGAUCCAGCUGUGGGGACAUCAAAUUGCUGUUGACUGGGCAGAACCAGAGAUAGAUGUGGAUGAAGAUGUCAUGGAGACUGUUAAAAUCUUAUAUGUGAGGAAUUUAAUGAUUGAGACCACAGAGGACACCAUUAAAAAGGUGUUCGGUCAGUUUAACCCUGGCUGUGUAGAGAGAGUGAAAAAAAUCCGUGAUUACGCCUUUGUGCACUUUACAACCAGGGAAGAUGCCAUUCAUGCCAUGAACAACCUGAAUGGUGUUGAACUAGAGGGCUCGUGCCUGGAGGUUACCUUGGCCAAGCCUGUAGACAAGGAGCAGUACACUCGCUACCAGAAAGCAGCAAAAGGAGGGGCUGCAGCAACCUCCGAAGUAACGCAGCAGCCUAACUAUGUUUACUCUUGUGAUCCAUACACACUGGCAUACUAUGGAUAUCCAUACAAUGCCUUGAUCGGGCCCAACAGAGAUUACUUUGUGAAAGCAGGCAGCAUACGAGGCAGAGGGCGAGGUGCAGCUGGCAACAGAGCUCCGGGUCCCAGGGGCUCCUACCUGGGGGGAUACUCCGCUGGCCGUGGAAUCUACAGCAGGUACCAUGAAGGCAAAGGAAAGCAGCAAGAGAAAGGAUUCGAACUGGUUCCCAACUUGGAGUUACCUGCAGUCAGUCCAGUGGCCAUUAAGCCUGGUGCAGUGGCCAUCCCUGCCAUUGGUGCCCAGUACUCCAUGUUUCAGGCCGCACCACCAGCCAAGAUGAUGGAAGAUGGCAAAAUCCACACUGUUGAGCACAUCAUCAACCCCAUAGCUGUCCAGCAGGACCCAGCUAGUGCAGCAGCUGCCGCAGCGGCCGCAGCCGCAGCUGUAAUACCAGCUGUGUCAACACCUCCUCCCUUCCAGGGCCGCCCCAUCACGCCGGUGUACACCAUGACUCCCGGCGUGCAGCGCAUCCCUGCCGCCGGCAUUUACGGGACAAGUUACGUGCCCUUCGCGGCGCCCGCGGCGGCCACGGCCACAAUAGCCACGCUACAGAAGAACGCGGCCGCCGCCGCCGCCGCCUACGGGGGCUACGCCGGCUACAUCCCGCCGGCAUUCCCGGCCGCCACCAUCCAGGUGCCCAUCCACGACGUCUACCCCACGUACUGACACUGUCGGAGGAGGAGGGUGCUGGGGAAACACACACUGAAGGAACACUUUACUAUUUAUGAAGAAAGAACUGUUCGCGAAAGAGUAAACAUUUGGGCUUGGUAAAACAAUGCAGAAAGUGAAGAAUGUCAUAGAAAAACGUGUUUGAAAUAUUUUCUAUGCUUGAAGUUUUCACUAACUUUUUUAGGCUAUUUUUAAAAAUUUAACAUGCCUGUAUUCA